Patella vulgata (common limpet) is the source of this 8052-nucleotide messenger RNA. RefSeq names its product fibroblast growth factor receptor substrate 2. The transcript has 2 exons. Gene Ontology annotation, cellular component: cytoplasm. The record is from RefSeq and is a predicted model, not a curated record. Bases 138 to 1334 code for a protein of 398 amino acids. Gene Ontology annotation, biological process: cell surface receptor protein tyrosine kinase signaling pathway. NCBI's taxonomy places the organism in Eukaryota, Metazoa, Mollusca, Gastropoda, Patellidae.
GUGACUUCACAUACAAUGGCGGCAGUGAGUGUUUUCCUGAAAAAUCAACGAAUAUCCAUCGAGUAUUGAUAUACGUUAUCUGUGCCCUGAAUUCAAAACGAGCAUGGCAUGAAGCGAGAAGGUAGAUAACAGUUAUCAUGGGCUGUAGCUUUGCUAGAAGUUUGAAUAGCGAAAUCAACGCUCACGUCUUUCGAGUUUACAACGUCGACGAGCGUGGAUCGGAGCUCAGCCCGGGAAAGAUCGAAAUCGGAGACACAGAUUUGAUUCUUUAUCAGAAAGGAAAAGAACCAAUCAUUUGGCCUCUGAGAUGCCUGAGACGCUAUGGUUUUGAUGCAGAAUUAUUUUCGUUUGAGAGUGGGCGAAGAUGUCCGACGGGACCUGGAAUUUACGCGUUCAAAUGUCGGAAUGCGGAGGCAUUGUUUAACAUGGUACAGGAAUGCAUAUUACGGGCAGGUCAGGAGGAUCAUACUCGUGUUAGUCAUAAUAUAUUCACAGGAUCGAGUCGACCGAAUAGUCGACCGCAUUCCCUGACGGAAACACACGAAACGUAUGGCAUAAUGGUAAACGGUCGGAAUAAUUCAUUCAGUGGAAGUCUGGGUAAUGCCCAGCUUUACGUUAAUGGUGAUAUCGUACAGCGGAACUCUCACGAGUAUAUUAAUACUAAUACUGGUGGUCUUAGUAACGGCUUGGAUCAAACCUCUGCUCUCAUUGAUUUCCUGCACAACCCAAAUUUGGCUCCAUCCCAGGAACCACAGGUCAACUACGCGGAGCUAGAUUUGCCACGCAGCACUGAGAAUCUUUGCGAGGAAAAUAACCGAGCCGGUGGACGAUUGGUUAGUGAAACAAACAGUACAGGUGGUUUAGGGGUCGUUAGUGAGGACGUUGUGUUAGUCUCGAUGGAUUCAGACGUUUUCUUGGAAGGACUUUCUGAAGCAGCUGCGUGUCCAGAAUAUAUAAACAUUGCCCCAGAAGGUGCUCAAGGAGGGGCUGGGGCACGGGACUCGACGAUUCUCAAGAGGGAUCAUAAUUAUGCCAAUUUAACUUUAAACGGGGAAGUGAUCGCAAAUAAUAAUAACGAAGAUACGCUUGUCAAUUAUAUUCAGUUGGAUUUGAAAAACCAAACGUCAGAUAAUCCGUCACCAUGCCAGAGUAUUUCCCCGACAUCCCCCGUGAGUUUUAGUUCGCUACCAGAAUCUCCAAGUAAAAAGACAGAAAGUUACGCCAUGAUCGACUUUGAUCGCAUGGCUGCGUUGACAAGAAAAAAUAAUGAUCAAGCUGCUGGCCCCAACGAUCGGAAGACCCGACAUAACAGCACUAUCGGGGACAUUAUGUAGAAUAUUUGACUGUGAAAUAUAUAAAUGUACAGAAUCAUGUAUUCAAACAUUAAAUUGGAACAAUUCGGAACAAUUUUGAACAAUUUUGACUAAUUUAAGGGGAUAUUAUGAACAAACUUGAACAUAAGACAGAUACCUGUCGCAGAUUUUGUCAUACACAAAUUAUCAUACAACGUUUAUAUUAUAAUAGGAGCCACAGUGCCUAAGUGGGUAAGACGCUGGCUGGCUAGCCUGGAUGUCCGUGUUUGAUCCCUGCAUUGACAUCGGGAUUUUCCAGCGUGGUUCCCCCUUGUCAGUGGUGCAGGAAAGAGGGCUCGACAAGGACAGCUAUCUAGUCGUUUGGAUGGGACAAAAAAAAAAACGAGGUCCCGUGUAUACAAUAGUUUGCACAUAAAAGAUCCUUGGCAGUUAGAAUUCGAUAUAAGAGUAUACCAUAGGCAAAAUUUCCCUCAUAGCACACUGUAUGGGUUAUGCCCGUCUUCAUUUGCCCAGUUGGACGUUAAACCCCAUUUCAUUUCAUUUUAUUUCUAUUAUAAUAUAAACGUGUGAUAAUUUGCUUAUGACAAGGUCUGACAGGUGCCUUAUGUAGAGGCAAGUUUAUUACGUGUUGAAUAUUUGUAGUAAUAGGAAAGUUGAAGAAAAACAUCAUUAUGACUAAAAUUAUUAAUUUGAAAAGUUGAAAUUACAGAAUCAUAUAAUCUAAAUAAGGAUGUAAUAUAUUUUGAAUGAUUUAAGGGGACAUUACGAUGUAUUACAGAUUGUAUUUAAUAGAAAAGUUGAAGAAAAGGCUCAUUUAUUACCUGGUACUAAAGUUUAAGAAAUGUUAAUAAUUUGAACAGUUUAAAUGACAGUGUUUUAGGUGUGUGUAAUAUAGUGUGAACUAUUCAAGGGGAUGUUACAAAGUGUUACAGAAGGUUCAGUAAUGAUUAUUUAAUAUUAAGGAUUAAUGUGCCGAUAGGUUAUAUCAUAAAAAAGUUUCAGAAAAGGGUACUAACAUUCAAUGAUAUUAAUUUGAUCAGUUCAAGAAAUGUUGUUAAUUUAACAAGUUCGAGAAAUGUUACUAAUUUGAAAGAAAUAUUAUUUAUAAGAAAAGUUCAAAGUUGUGUAAUAAGAAAUUCACAUUAUUACUAAAGUUCAAAAAAUGUUAUUACCGUAUUUGACGGGGGUGUAAGUCGAUAUGCAGUACAAGUCAAAUUAAUUAUAAAAGUUACAGAACCAUUAUCAAUAAGGAAUUUCAAGAAAUGUUAUUAAUUUGAUUUUCAAGAAAUGUUAUUUAUAAAAGAUCAGAUAUCAAUUAGAAAGUUCAAGAACAAGUAUUUAGUAAAAAAAAGUUACAGAACAGUUAUUGAUUAGGAAUUUCAAGAAAUGUUAUUUAUAAAAAGAAGAGAUAUCAAUUCGAAAGUUCAAGAACAAGUAUUUAGUAAAAAAGUUACAGAAAAGAACAAUCUACAAAUAUUUUUUAAAAUUUCAAGAACAGUUAUUUUAUGAGUUAUCAAGAUGGACAAUUUUUAAAUGAGUCAGUCUUUUACUUACAUGUAUGGGCAUUUCUUAUCAAAACCUUACAAAUAGGAUUAUAAUGGAAAAAAUUGUCACACAAAGAAUGAUUUAUUAGUAAAAACUUUAAAAUGAAACUAAUUUAUACGGAAAUUUUCAACAUACAUUUAUUAUCAUUAGGAACGUUAAAGUCAAGAUUUUUUAUUGUAAAGUUUUAAAAAAAAAUGAAGUUCUAAAAGAUGCCAUUUAUAAGGAACGAGUUGAACAAAUAUAAAUCAACUCGGUGAGAAUCAGUUGAAGAAAACAACCCUAAUUGGUAAUGGAGAUUGAGAUGUGUCCAUAUAUGGAAGAAACGUACGUCGGUAUAGGUUGUGAUAAAUGUAUUUAAAGAAUUUAAUUUUUACCAUAUAUGGAAAUUUGUUUUUCAUAGGGCUCAUUUUUUUAGUAUUUUUGUUUCAAAAGAAAAGCGUAUAGUUUUUUUUGUGUUUUUUUUUAUUUAGCAUUAAUCUUGUAGAAAAAUCUAAGUCAUAAUAUAACAAGACGUUUAUUUGUUAUAAAGUAUUAUUUUCUAACAAAUUAUAUACAAUUUUUAGUAUUAUUCUUUAAGUAGAAAUUUGUCAUAAUAUUCAAUUUGCACUAAUGAAUUCGAGCACAGGUUUUUUAAAGUUAUAUUUAGUAAUAUAGAGAUUAGAGGUCCGCAUAAAGAUGCAUUAUGUAAUAGGUAAAUUGAAAUUUGUUUUAGCUAUGAUAAGCCAAUACACCGCAGCCAUAAUAAACAAUGUACGCUACAUUUUGACAAAACCUCAAACACUCAGCAUUUUGCACAGAAUGAAGUAAUUUGACUGACAUUUUCAAUAUAUACAUUUUUCAUUAUCGAUUUUUAAAUUAUUAUAGCAAGAACGGCCUGGCCCUGAGUUCACAAAACAUUCUCAGACUGAAGACUCAACUUUCAAUCACUGUUUAUGAGAAAUAUCUUUAAUCCAGAAACACAAAACUUAGCACAUAGUAUCAGUGUAUUUGAUACAUUAAAACAACAAAAGUUUUAUAAAGCGCUAUAUUUUAGUUCAAAUAAUGCGAACAAUUUUGAGAAUAUUGGUAAGUUAAGUCUGAGAAUGUUUAGUGUACUCUGGACCACCUGUUUAUCUGAAUCUUACAUGAUGCAUCUUUAAGUAUAGCAGUAGAGUUUCGUAGAUUUACGUCAAAUGAGAUAUGAUAUGUUUAUGGACAGAAUCUCUGAAUAUUUUUACUUUAAUCACAUAAUUAAAAAUGAAAUAAUGAUGAUGGUAGAAGUGCCGAGGGAACCAAUCUUUUUAUUGUUCAUUAUAACUUUCCGCAAUACCAUCCUUCUUUUUGUUAGGCAUUCUGUAUGCAUCCUCCCCCCACUGUUUCGAAACAUCUAUGAUGAUAUAUGAAAGGGGAAUUUUGCCACUGCAGCAGUUGUUUAGCAAUAUAUUAUAUAGUGUUACAUAUACCAGUAUACAAACCACAUGAUUUUCUCGUAUUGCCUUCAAUUAAAUAUUUUUCUUUGUGUUAUGAACAAUUUAAUUAAACUACAGAUCUGUAUAAAAUUACGAUUGUGGUAUGCGUGUCUUUAUUAGCCCUGGGUAUCACGGUGGCUCAGUGGGUAAGACGCUUGCUCGCUAGCCUGGAGAUCGCGGGUUCGAUCCCGAUGUUAGCCAAGAAAGUUCAUCUGGAUUUUCUGGCGUACUUUUCCCUUGUCAGUGGUGCAGGACAGAGGGUCUGACAAGGACAGCUGUCUAGUUAUUCGGACGGGACAAAAAACCAAGGUCCCAUGUAAACAUUGGCGUGCACAUAAAAGAUCUCUUUGCAGUUGGAAUUUGAUAUAAGAGUAGACCAUAUGCCACUGUCCGGGCUAAAUUUCGCUCACAACACACUGUAUGGCGUAUGCCCGUCUUCAUUAACCCAAUCGGAGCAGAACAGUAGUACGUUAAACCACAUUUCAGUUCAUUGAAAGAAGCUCUUCUGGAAUUUUGAUAGAAGUAGGACGUUAAACCACAUUUCAUUUCAUUUCAUUGAAAGAAGCUCUUCUGGAAUUUUGAUAGCAGUAGGAUGUUAAAACCACAAUUCAUUUCAUUUCAUUUUGUACAGGAUCUGUGUUUUAAUCUGAUUGUGUUGUGAAUAAUUUGUGUUAAUUUUGUAUAUACAGAUUGUGAAUAAUUGUGUUAUGAAUAAUUUGUGUUAAUUUUGUGAAUUUUGUGUUUGUCUAUAUUGACUUGUUUGUAUUACAUUUCUUGACUAGUGUGUAUUAAAGAUACAUUAUGGGAGAUUAGAUAAAGAGGUGGCAGUUCUCACUAUCAUAGUUAAAAACUAGAUAAUGUAAAGGCAAUUUGCUGAAAAUUUCAGUCAAAUUGAUCCACUAUGAACCGAGAAUUAAGCGAUUGAAUUUUCUGUCUAGCCUCGAUCAUCAUUACUAAAGUAUGUACGACAAAACCAUAGUCUCGAUUAUCCAUUUAAUGAUUAAAUCAUAAAUGAAGGUUGAGCAGCAAAUCGGAUCCUAAUCCAAUAAACAUCGUAGGCUAGCGUUGACAUCGAGAGUUGAUUAUGAUCUGGAUAAGUUAAUUAAUGUUUAAUUAAUAAUUUAAAUAACACUUCAGGCCAAAAGAAAGACCUGCAAUAUGCAGAAUUAGCUCUAGCAUAAUGUAUGUUUUAUGUGUUGGCCACACAAAUUUCAUUUUCUGUUUGAACUCUUGUUAGAAUUUGGCUUCUUAUUUCUUCGGGAAAAAAGACUGAUUUAAACAACAAAAGUUUUGAAAUUUGAACAAAACACAAGAAUUGAGUGGGUUAUUUAUUAAACAAAACCCAGAGAAACUAAAUUCUAUUAUUUUACUAUGUAAUAUAUGCCACACCAAUUUUACAUUUCAGAUCUUUGAGAACACCCAUCGGUACUAAAAUUAAUAAGCAAUGUUUCGAUGAUUAUGACACUAGUCGUUUGGAUGGGAUGAAAAACUGAGGUCCUGUGUACAAAUUGGCGUGCAUGUAAAAGAAUCCUUGAAAGUUUAAAUUACAAAUAAGAGGCGGCCAUAGUGCCACUGUCGAUACAAAUUUUCCAUGCGCGUCUUUAGUAGCCCAGUUGGUGCAGAAAAGUAGGAUGUUAAACCCCAUUUCAUUUCUCUCAUUUUCAUCCAGCAAAUUGUCCAAACGUUGCUUUGUAUCUUUUUAUAACAUAUUAAUGUUUGUCAAAGAAGUAACCUAUUACAAUGUUGUAUCCUGUUUCUUAAUGGUUGGGUGGCCGAAUGGUUUUAACAAGUGCGUGUGAAAUCACAAAGUCUGUCAUUGAGUCAAGUGGCGUGGGGUUGAUUCCCUGCUUGUUCAUGCGAGAAGAAGGAGCAGGGUCGCCUGCCAAAUCUUGUGGGUUUCUCCGGGUCCUCCAUGCAGGGAAUUGAAACCACGCCACUUGACUCAAUGACAGACCGUUCCGCCACCCAAAUCCCCCAUAAUAGAAUAAAAAACUGUUACCAUGACAACCAAUAAAACCGAGUCAGAAUCUAUAAAAUACAAUAAUGCUAUAUUUCUAAUAAAUUUCAACAGACAUAAUAUAUUAAAGUAGCUAAGUUUCUAACUCAUUAUCAUCCUAAGUCUUACACGUUGAAAACACAAAUUAUUUGUCAUUUCAAAUUAAUUUGAUGUUGUGAUCUUACCAGGAAAAGGUAUGCUUCUGAUAUCCAAUAUUUAAGACAAAAUAAACAUUUAACCAUUGGUACACGAAUCGUGUACCAUAGUGCGUUUCAUCGUCAUUUAUAACAAGUGACCAGAAAGAACAAGGCUAGACAUAUUCAACAUUUUCCCCGGUAAGAUCACAACAUCAAUGUUGAUUUAAAUUAACCAAUAAUUUGUGUUUUCAAUGUCGAAGACUUUGGAUGAUUUUAAGUUAGAGACUUAGCUACUUUAUAUAGCCGUGUGGAAAUUUAUGCCCCUUCCCAAUCAACCUGAAAAUUGUCUCUGGUCUUUCUUACACUGCAUUAUUUUGUUUUCAAUUUCUUGUGUUAUUUCUGCCAUUUUAAAUGUUGUUUUAUUUCUGCCAUUUUAAACAUUGUUUUCGUCCACAAUAUUUUAUAUUUGCAUUUAAAUGAAGAAUGACAUAUUUUUAAUUUUUGUAUAUUUUUAUUUUCAAGCCUGUUACAGUCAUUGGUUGUUAUGAUCAGCAUAUUGAACAAUAGCUAUCUAUUUAUGUUUUAUAUUGACCAAUAGUUAUUGCUGUCUCUUGUCUAUAUGUAUGUUCCUUUGCAAUAAAAGCUCUUUUGAUUGGUCAGUGACAAAAACCAUCACAUCGUCUUUUGUGGUCUGUAAAUUUCUCCUCUUGUCAAGUUUCAUUGCAAGUCAGUUAUAAAUGAUGUCACGGUUUGAGUCGGUACCUGAUUAGGCUUGGUUCUCGGACUUAAGCAAGGUACCAACUGAAACUUGGUACCAAGUCAAGCUGUGAUACCGGUUAUGACUGGCAAUUAGAUAUGGUGUCACGGUUUGGCUCGGUCCCUGCUUAGGCAUGUUUUCCGGUGCCUGGAACUCAAAUCAUUACAUAAUGCAAGGUACCAAUCCAAGCAAGGUACCACAUCAAAGUGUGACAUCAGAAUAAGUCAUGAAAGAGAUUAAUUCACAAAUUAGAUAUGGUGUAACAGUUUGGCUUGGUACCAGAUUUGGUAUGGUUCCCUGAGCCUGGGACUCAAGCCAUUACAUAAUGCAAGAUACCAAACCAAACAAGGUACCAUGACAUUAAUUUAAUUUAUAAAUUAGAUACGGUGUCAAGGUUUGGCUCGGUACCUGGUUAGGCAUGGUUUCCAGAGUAUGGGACUCAACUCCUCACAUAUACAAGGUACCGACCCAAACGAGGUACCAAAUCUAACUGUGACAUCUUAAUAAGACAUUAAAGAAACUAAUUUAUAAAUUUGAUUCAAUGUCAUGUUCUGGCUCGGUACCUGAUUAGGCAUGGUUCCCGGUGGCUGGAACUUUAAUCAUUACAUAAUGUAAGGUACCAACCUAAAUCAGGUACCAAAUCAAACCUAAAUGAGAUUAAUUUAUACAUUUAAUGGUAAGAUGUUGUUGUUAUGUGUUUAUCGAGUUUGUUUUUGUUGUUAUAUGACGUGCCAUCUUUUAAAAUCUUUCGAAAUAUUUGAAAGAAUUGUUUAGUUUUAGAUAAUAGAAUGCCAUAUGUAUAUUUUUUCGAUUCUAUGAAAAAUCAUCUCGGCUUAAUAAAGUGAUAUAAAACCUA